CCCCUCCCAGUCCGGAGGUGACGUCCCCUCCACCUUUGGGUGCUUCCGGCCGGAAGAGGCCCCGGGGGGACCCCGAGCUUUUGGGUUUGGGGCGUUCGGGGAAUUUUGGGGUGUCCAAUUUUGGGGGGGGAGGGGGAGGGUUGAGGUUUCCCACAAUUUUUUUGGGGUAUCCCGGUGAUUUUUAGGCUAUCCCAGAACUUUCGAGGUUUCCCAAGAUUUUUUUUUUUGGGGUGUCCCGGUAUUUUUUGGGGUUUCCCAGGACUUUCGAGGUUUCCUGGGAUCUUUUGGGUUGUCCCAGGAUUUUUUUGGGUUAUCCCGGGUGGAUUUUUGGGGUGUCCUGAGUGAUUUUGGGAUCUCCUGAGUGGAUUUUUGGGAUCUCCUGGGUGGAUUUUUGGGUUAUCCUGGGUGGAUUUUUGGGGUGUCCCAGGAUUUUGUGGGGUUAUCCCGGUGAUUUUCGGGUUAUCCUGGGUGGAUUUUUGGGGUGUUCUGGGUGAUUUUUGGGAUCUCCUGGGUGGAAUUUUGGGGUGUCCGGGUGAUUUUUGGGUUAUCCCAGGUGGAUUUUUGGGGUCUCCUGGGUGGAAUUUUGGGAUUUCCCAGGUGGUUUUUGGGUUAUCCUGGUGAAUUUUGGGUUAUCCCGGGUGGAUUUUUGGGGUGUCCCGGUGAUUUUUGGGAUCUCUUGGGUGGAUUUUUGGGGUGUCCUGAGUGGAUUUUUGGGGUUUCCCAGGAUUUUUUUGAGCUGUCCCGGGUGGAUUUUUGGGGUGUCCCAGUGAUUUUUGGGUUAUCCCGGGUGCAUUUUUGGGGUCUCCUGGGUGGAAUUUUGGGAUUUCCCGGGUGGAUUUUUGGGGUGCCCCAGGAUUUUGGGAUGAGCCGGGGGGGGCGGCAGGGGGGGGACAACGUCCCCUCGGAGCUGCUCGGGGAGGAGGAAAACGCGCGAGUGUUCGAACUGCUGGGCAGGAAAUGUGUGAGCCUGGGGACGGCCGUGGUGCAGCUGCUGGUGGCCGAGCCCGGGGGGGUCCCCAAAAAUUCCGGGGGGGUCCCGGGGGGGUCCUGGAGCCUCCGGGGCUGCGGCGUCGCCUGCCUGGUCCGGGACAGCCCCCGGCGCUCGUAUUUCAUCCGAAUCUUCCGCCUGCCCGCCGGGCUGCUCUGGUGGGAGCAGGAGCUGCAGGGGGGGAUGGGCUACAAGAGCCCCACCCCCUUCUUCCACACCUUUGUCAGUCACGAGGGGUGGGCGGGGCUGAACUUCGCCUCCGAGGCCGAGGCCGCCGCGUUCCAGGGGAGGGUCCAGGAGAGGCUCAGGAGGCGGCAGCAGCGCGCAGGUGAGAGACCCCUCCCCGAAAUGCACCUGGGGAGCCCCAAAUUGUACCUGGGGAGCCCUGAAAUGCACCUGGGGAGCCCCAAAAUGCACCUGGAGAGCCCCGAAAUGCACCUGGGGAACCCCAAAUUGUACCUGGGGAGCCCUGAAAUGCACCUGGGGAGCCCCAAAAUGAACUGGGAGCCCAAAAUGUACCUGGGGAGCCCCAAAUUGUACCUGGGGAGCCCCAAAAUGCACCUGGAGAGCCCCGAAAUGCACCUGGGGAACCCCAAAUUGUACCUGGGGAGCCCCAAAAAUGGAACUGGGACCCCAAAAUGUUAA
Molecule: messenger RNA, 1633 nt
Organism: Cinclus cinclus
Lineage: Eukaryota; Metazoa; Chordata; Aves; Passeriformes; Cinclidae
Gene: WAS
Product: WASP actin nucleation promoting factor
Exons: 5
Coding region: 863-1633 (256 amino acids)
Source: RefSeq, a predicted model, not a curated record